AUGGGUAGGGUAAUCCGCAAUCAAAGAAAGGGUCGCGGCUCGAUUUUCACCGCAAACACUAGAUUGAACAAGGCUCCAGCGCAGUUUAGAACCUUGGACUAUGCCGAGGCUCAUGGAUACUUACGAGGCGUAGUUAAGGAAAUUAUUCAUGACCCAGGUCGUGGUGCUCCUCUUGCCCGUGUUCAAUUUCGCGACCCGUACAGAUUCAAAUUGCACACCGAAACCUUCAUCGCCAACGAAGGAAUGUACACCGGUCAAUUUAUAUACGCUGGAAAAAACGCUGCUCUCACAAUCGGAAAUAUUCUCCCCCUGAAAUCUGUUCCCGAGGGAACAGUUCUUACAAAUGUCGAAGAAAAGGCUGGAGACCGUGGUGCGCUUGGUCGCACAUCUGGUAACUACGUUACUGUAAUUGGUCAUAACCCAGACGAAGGGAAAACUCGUGUAAAACUACCUUCAGGCGCCAAAAAAAUUAUCAAGAAUAGUGCCCGAGGAAUGGUGGGCAUCGUUGCCGGUGGAGGAAGAACAGACAAACCUUUGCUAAAGGCCUCCAGAGCCAAGCAUAAGUUUGCCGUCAAACGUAAUUCUUGGCCCAAGACUCGCGGUGUGGCAAUGAAUCCAGUAGACCAUCCUCAUGGAGGAGGUAACCACCAACAUAUCGGUAAGGCUUCGACAAUCUCAAGAUAUGCUGCACAGGGUCAAAAGGCAGGUCUCAUCGCCGCCCGGAGAACUGGUCUAUUACGUGGUACUCAAAAAGUUAAAGAAUAA
This is a messenger RNA of Blumeria graminis f. sp. triticale, 765 nucleotides long. The record is from the annotation of a GenBank genome assembly. NCBI's taxonomy places the organism in Eukaryota, Fungi, Ascomycota, Leotiomycetes, Helotiales, Erysiphaceae.